This is a messenger RNA of Penicillium canariense, 891 nucleotides long. RefSeq lists its product as uncharacterized. The record is from RefSeq and is a predicted model, not a curated record. The transcript is spliced from 5 exons. Lineage: Eukaryota; Fungi; Ascomycota; Eurotiomycetes; Eurotiales; Aspergillaceae. The coding region runs from base 1 to 891 and encodes 296 amino acids.
AUGGCAUCGGUUCAGAUAUUUGACUUCUCGGCCAGAUUGUUUGGCCUCGGGAACGGAAACUGGACACGGGACCUGCUCGUUGUUGAGACAGAAAACAUUUUAGAAACAAUGGUGGCUCAGGACAUUUACACUCGCUUCCUUGAAAGUGUCUUGGUGCAGCUUCAAGUACUUGGAGGAGAAGUGGAUAUUGUUCCCGGAUCGCAACACACUUUCCUCGCCUAUCACCUCCAAGAAGCUUCUCUAGCCGAACUUGCCUAUGCUGCGAGACAGGUCGGGAAUGUCAACCCGGUCGUGCCGUCUGGUCAGGACAGAGAACACAAGGCAGCAAACAUUCCUCCCUCGGAAGACUGCAAGAUGCCCAAGAUGGCACCAAAAGACCCUCCUCCCUGCCUCGAUCUCUCAUCAACUCCAUACUUCAAGAAGAUUGUAUUGAAUCCCAUUAUGAGUCGAGAACAGAUCAUUCAAAGCCACGAUCCUCGCACGGAUGCCCUUAACUUUGUAACCAAGGGUGGUCGAUAUUCUCUCAGGGUGGAAGAGUUCAUCGAGGCCGGCAGACCAGAUGGUAGCGAGUCGCACGGCGCCCCUGCGACGCGCUAUAUCACGUCCAAUGGACAAGUAGUGAACGCGCCUGCCAUCAAGGGCAUCUCGGGCCACGUUAUCGGCACGGGGCAGUCGUUUACUAUUCGCGACGACUACGACUUUGACAACACCACUGUUACCGGGAAGGGGUACCAUGUGAAUGCACAGCUGGGCAAGACGACGGUAGCCUUCACCUCGGGCCAGAAUAGCCCCCAGGCAUAUUAUGAUCGGACGAAUAUGGCUGGAGAGAGGUUGUAUUACGAUGGGAUGCAGGCUGCUGCUUCAUGGUAUACGCAGGGUCGUUCGCGCUGA